AUGACACAGCGACGCAUCACUAAUCCCGCCCUCUUUAUCUGCGAUUUGCAGGAGAAGUUCCGCCCGGCUAUACAUGAAUUCCCCAAAGUAGUCGCCACAACACGGAAAUUGCUCAAAGCCAGCCAGAUCCUCAACAUUCCCGUUUUCGCAACGACUCAGAACAAGGCGCGUUUGGGCGAGACAUGCGCGGAGCUGGGCUUGGACUCCCCGGAUGGGGUCAAGACGGUCGUACAUGCCGAUAAGACUCUCUUCUCCAUGCUCACUCCCGAAGUCCGCCAAGGCAUUGCAUCCUUGAACACACAACAACUUUCGUGUGUGAUCGUCGGUAUCGAGUCCCACAUUUGCGUGACUCAAACGGCCCUGGAUCUGCUGGAUGCGGGACACAAGGUCUACGUGAUUGCCGAUGGUGUCAGUAGUUGCAACAAGGAGGAAGUUCCUAUUGCUCUGGCUCGCCUGCGACGAGAGGGUGUCAUAGUCACCACCAGUGAGAGUUGGCUCUAUGAAUGCGUUGGCGACGCCGGAUUGCCCGAGUUCAAGCAGAUCAUCAACCUGGUGAAGGAGACCAACCAGUCGACCAAAGAGUCCCUGCAGACUCUUUGCAAGAUCUAA
Molecule: messenger RNA, 609 nt
Organism: Westerdykella ornata
Lineage: Eukaryota; Fungi; Ascomycota; Dothideomycetes; Pleosporales; Sporormiaceae
Product: Isochorismatase hydrolase
Exons: 7
Coding region: 1-609 (202 amino acids)
Source: RefSeq, a predicted model, not a curated record